This is a messenger RNA of Sinocyclocheilus anshuiensis, 3122 nucleotides long. Its product is annotated as putative RNA-binding protein 15B. The transcript has a single exon. Lineage: Eukaryota; Metazoa; Chordata; Actinopteri; Cypriniformes; Cyprinidae. Gene Ontology annotation, molecular function: RNA binding. Bases 252 to 2156 code for a protein of 634 amino acids. The record is from RefSeq and is a predicted model, not a curated record.
CGGUGGGAGCGCGACUAGAAUACAAGACACUACUUAUCAGCAACCUUGGAUCGCAGCUUUCUGAUGAGCAUGUAGAGGACGGACUGUUUCAUGAGUUUAAAAAGUUCGGGGACGUGAGCGUCAAGCUGUCUCACACGCCAGAACUGGGGCGCGUUGCCUACGUCAACUUCAGACACACGGAAACCGCGCGGGAAGCGCGUCAUGCCAAAACCAGAUUGGUGCUAUAUGAUCGUCCACUCAAAGUUGAGCCCAUGUACAUGCGGCGUCGCAGUGUCACGCCUCCAGAUGUGAGUUAUGUGUCUCUGCACAGUGCUGCCUACACUUACAGGCAGCGGUCUCUUUCACCGGGCGCUGGGAGUAGUGCCCUUCGAGAUAUGAGACCCAGGCAUUACAUUGAUGGUAUGGGACUCAGCAGGGAUCGUGUUUUGGACUAUUACAGCACUUUGGAGGAGAGAAGCCGUGCGUAUGCGUAUCAGCUUCCUGAGGAGAACUUAAAACCAGAGGAUGAUCAGAGAGCCACAAGGAAUUUGUUCAUCGGCAACUUGGAUCAUAAUAUUUCUGAGGUGGAACUACGACAAGGAUUUGACAAGUAUGGGAUUAUUGAGGAGGUCGUUAUCAAGCGGCCCGCCCGUGGACAAGGGGGCGCGUAUGCUUUUCUUAAAUUUCAAAACUUGGAUAUGGCUCACCGGGCCAAAGUGGCCAUGCAGGGACGUAUGAUUAACGGCAACCCGAUUAAGAUCGGAUACGGGAAGGCCAAUCCAACGACUCGGCUCUGGGUGGGCGGACUUGGCCCGAAUAUCUCGCUGGCAGCUUUAGCCCGCGAGUUUGAUCGCUUUGGGAGUAUUCGCACUAUAGACUACGUGAAAGGAGAUAAUUUUGCUUACAUUCAUUACGAGAGUCUGGAUGCAGCACAGGCUGCUUGUGCGCAAAUGCGCGGCUUCCCUCUGGGCGGUCCGAAUCGUCGGCUGCGUGUGGAUUUUGCUAAAGCUGAAGAGACGAGGGUGUACCCUCAACAAUACCAGCCGCCUUUGCUCCCGCCUCCACAUUACGAACUUCUAGCUGAUGGUUACGGACGCCACCACAGCCUAGAGAGAGAACUGAGAGCGAGGGCUCGGUCACCGUCACACCCCCUGUCUGCAGAGCAAGAAAGAGAGCGCCUUUCGGACCAGGACUGGAGUCCGCUGAAAGGACUUGAGCGGCGAGCAAACCCUCCGGAGGCGUUUGGGCGGGUCAGGCAGCGCAGUCGUAGCCGCAGCAGGGAGCGCUGGGUAAAGGAGCGAGAGCUAGAACGUGGGAAAAACUGGGAGGAGCGGCGCAAGCGAAGGAGCCUCAGUCCCAUCGAUCGUCCGGCAGAGGAACGCGGGAGGUCAAAGCUCAGAGGCGGGGUGCCGUCUACUCCCGAAGACAGCCCGGACAGGGGCUGCGGCCGUCUCCCGGACUCCACCUCAGAACCUCUUGAUCACACCCCCGACAUCAGCAGACACUCCAGCGACAAACGUCCUGCGCAGGAUGAACCUUUACAUCCAAGAAAGGACGAGCGUGAUCGCAAUCACCGCAAAAAUGCGAGCGACCCUGACUCGCAGACAGACAAGUCCAAAACGGACUCCAAAAAGCCCAGCACGCUCUUCGAAUACGCCCAGACCUUGAGUCGCGUGUGGCACGGUUCUCUCGUUCUUAAAAACAGCUGCUUCCCCACAAACAUGCACAUGCUCGAGGGAGGCGUGAACUUUCUCCAUGCCCUCAUGAGAGACAACCAAGCAGGCGGUUCCAAGAUCACACAGCUUAAAAUCGCUCAGCGGCUGAGGUUGGAUCAGCCCAAACUAGACGAGGUGACGCGGCGCAUCAAGAUAGGCAGCCCGGACGGCUACGCUGUCCUCCUCGCCGUCCAGGGGCCCAUGGACCGAGAUGCCCCUCUUCCAGAACCGGGCCUUCAACAGCGCCUUCUCCGCAACCUGGUGACGUACCUCAGGAACAAGCAGGCAGCAGGAGUCAUCGGCUUGCCCCUCGGCGGCCCCAAAGAACGAGAGAUGGGUGGCAUGUUGUACGCCUUCCCUCCAUGUGACUUCUCGCAGCAGUAUCUCCAGGCUGCUCUGAAAACUCUUGGGAAACUUGAGGAGGAGCACCUGGUUAUCGUGGUUGUUAGAGACUCACCUUAACACUUCAGUUCCAACUCUAGAACGUUCCAAACAGAUUUUAUGCCUUUUAUGAUUUUAGGAUAGAUGUACCUUUUUACUUUAAUACUCUCACACAGUCCACUUGAUCAGCGUUUCCUUAAAACGUUUUGGGAAUUAUAUAGCAUCCCCAGAAAAGUAGUUUUAUAAACUUGCCAACGAGUUUUCCGUCAAGGCGUUUUAAAUUUCUUUCAGAAGUGUUAAAAAUUUUCCAUUUUAUUCUAUUUAAAAUGUUUUAUAUUAUUGCAUGCACAAGCAAUUUGACUGAUGUCUCCUUCCAGUGGUUCACUAUAAUGGACGUAAAAUGUACUGGGCCUCACUUUUAAAACUCAAAUCUGUGUGAAUUUUUUCACAAAUCCAUUCAUCAUUGAACUGUCGCAUUCAAUUCACUUUAAAAAUGUUUUUACACUCGUUUCAUCAUUAAGGUCUGUUUGUCUGGAAUUCAUGUAUAAUAAUUUAUUAGUGGCUUUUUACUCCGUAACACAUUCAGUAACCGUUCUUCCCUCCAUUAUUACGUCCGCUGUCCGUUUCACAAACCCUAGAUGUUUUAUUUUGUUUUUCAGAAAUAAAACAGUACUUGACAUGGCAGUAUGUUCAGUUCAGGUGAGGCGUUUGUGUCAUGACUGACGGCAUCUACCUCUUUAACCAUGUAACAUCAGGUAAGCUAGAAAAAAUGAAGUUAGUCUUUGAGGCCACUGCAUUUUUAUGUAUAUUGUUAUAAAUAUGCACCUGCAGCACUAACAGAAAGGUCAUGUGACCAUACCUAACUUACUGAACGAGUACUGUACCGAUCCAGACGCACUAAUGUUUGUAAACGUUACAAACACUAUGGUUUAAACUUGUGUGACUGUUUGUUUGUACGCAGGAAUGUCAUUUUAAGCUGUUUUUCGACUGCCCUCCACUGGAAUGACUAUUUGCUAAAUCAUUGUAACCCAUUGAGCCAACACGUUU